AUUAAUUUCGUACGGAUUGUUUACACAAAACCCACUCAACGCUUUCGCUAAUGUAGCAAUAAUCACGCUGAAAUGGCCCUGCGACCAUCUCGUGUCAUCAAACAUCGUAAAAUGUGUGUUUGAUCAAAGUUGGCAGGCGAUUAUACCGUCACAAACCGCCCCACGCUCUUGCAUUCAUACGCGAAACCAACGCAAUCAGUGCGUCGGUGGCGGCUGCGCUUAAAAACACCUCUAUCUACCCCAAGAGGCAGUUACUCCACCACCGACCAAGUUACGCAGUUCUUUGCCAACUAUCGAAGAGAUAACAUCCUACAAUUUUAUCGAGUGCCAGCAAACACACAACUAUUGAACAAGUAUCAAGAGGAUUGCGCAAAAAGGUGGUUGCAGUAGUGGUCGAAGGAUGUGGUUGUCGCUGACGGCAUUCUUCGCCGUUUGCGUAUUUCUCGUCGACACUUUGACGAAUCGCGAGUUGGAAUUAAAAUUUCAAUUGAGAACACCAGGCGAAUGGGAAAAAGAAUGGCACCAGGAGAGGUACUCGCGUUGUCGCGACAGUAUCACGCGCCAUCUUCGCUGGGCCUGCGAAAAAGACAUCUACAAACUAAAACGAUCUGAAGCCAGAGAUAUUUUCGCCCUCAAACGCUCCGAAAACAUUCAACCCAAUGAAGAAACCGAAGAUGAAGAAGAAAAAUUCACAAUCAAUAAUGUCAACGCCUUUAAAGACACAGAAAGUCAACCAGAAAUACUCGAAACAGAGGAAUAUGAUAAAUAUCCAUGGUUAAACCAAAAACUAGCGAUGGGACUCAUACGCACCAGGCGUGGACUCUCCAAAAGGUCCGGUGUUAUCACUCAAGAAUGUUGCAGUCCAAAGGAUGCACCUGGGAGGAAUACGCCGAGUAUUGUACGCAAAACAAUCGAAAAGUACCACACAAACGAUACCAGUACGUUUACGACUAUUAAAGACACAUCAAUAAUGAAAUAAGAAAUCAAUUAACAUCAAUAUAUUAUGGGAAAUGUAUUAAGUUUAUAA
Messenger RNA from Dalotia coriaria, 1027 nucleotides. It is a transcript of the gene Ilp7, whose product is annotated as Insulin-like peptide 7. Lineage: Eukaryota; Metazoa; Arthropoda; Insecta; Coleoptera; Staphylinidae. The record is from RefSeq and is a predicted model, not a curated record.